Molecule: messenger RNA, 2041 nt
Organism: Dipodomys ordii (Ord's kangaroo rat)
Lineage: Eukaryota; Metazoa; Chordata; Mammalia; Rodentia; Heteromyidae
Gene: Alg9
Product: ALG9, alpha-1,2-mannosyltransferase
Exons: 16
Coding region: 39-1856 (605 amino acids)
Biological process (GO): protein N-linked glycosylation
Cellular component (GO): endoplasmic reticulum membrane
Molecular function (GO): alpha-1,2-mannosyltransferase activity
Source: RefSeq, a predicted model, not a curated record
UAGAGCGCCGGGCUCCACCUUCUGCCCCUCACGCUGCCAUGGCGAGCCGAGGGGCUCGGCAGCGUUUGAAAGGCGGCGGGGACCCGGCUCCCGCCACCAAGAAGCUACGGAAGCAGCCGGCCAGCCGGGAGGCGGGCCACGAGCCAAAUCCGUUAUCUGGGAACAAAGCCAGCCAAGUCUGGGCACCUGACGGGUCUACCGCUUUCAAGUGUCUUCUCUCAGCAAGGUUGUGCGCUGCUCUGCUGAGCAACAUCUCUGACUGUGAUGAAACAUUCAACUAUUGGGAACCAACACACUACCUCAUCUAUGGGAAGGGGUUUCAGACUUGGGAAUAUUCCCCGGUGUAUGCCAUUCGCUCCUAUGCCUAUCUGUUGCUUCAUGCCUGGCCAGCUGCAUUUCAUGCAAGAAUUCUACAGACUAAUAAGAUUCUUGUGUUUUACUUUUUGCGAUGUCUUCUGGCUUUUGUGAGCUGUAUUUGUGAGCUUUACUUUUACAAGGCUGUGUGCAAGAAGUUUGGGCUGCAUGUGAGUCGAAUGAUGCUGGCCUUCUUGGUGCUCAGCACUGGCAUGUUUUGUUCAUCGUCUGCAUUCCUUCCCAGUAGCUUCUGUAUGUACACUACAUUGAUAGCCAUGACUGGAUGGUACAUGGACAAGACUCCCAUUGCUGUGCUGGGAGUAGCAGCUGGGACUAUUGUAGGCUGGCCAUUCAGUGCUGCACUUGGUUUGCCAAUUGCCUUUGAUUUGCUGGUCAUGAAACACAGGUGGAAGAGUUUCCUUCGUUGGUCACUAGUGGCCCUAAUUCUCUUCCUGGUGCCUGUGGUGGUCAUCGACAGCUACUAUUAUGGGAAGUUGGUGAUUGCCCCUCUCAACAUUGUUUUGUAUAAUGUCUUCACUUCUCAUGGACCUGAUCUUUAUGGUACAGAACCCUGGUACUUUUAUUUGAUUAAUGGAUUUCUGAAUUUCAAUGUAGCCUUUGCUUUGGCUCUUCUGGUCUUACCACUGACUUCUCUUAUGGAAUACCUGCUGCAGAGGUUUCAUGUGCAGAAUUUAGGCCAUCCAUAUUGGCUUACCUUGGCUCCAAUGUAUAUUUGGUUUAUAAUUUUCUUCAUCCAGCCUCACAAAGAGGAGCGAUUUCUUUUCCCUGUCUAUCCACUUAUAUGUCUCUGUGGUGCUGUGGCUCUUUCUGCACUUCAGAAAUGCUACCACUUUGUGUUUCAGCAAUACCGCCUGGAGCACUACACUGUGACAUCAAGUUGGUUGGCGUUAGGCACGGUCUUCCUGUUUGGUCUCCUGUCUUUCUCUCGCUCCGUGGCACUGUUCAGAGGUUAUCAUGGGCCCCUUGACCUGUAUCCAGAAUUUUACCGAAUUGCCACAGACCCAACCAUUCACACUGUCCCAGAAGGCAGACCUGUGAAUGUUUGUGUGGGAAAAGAAUGGUAUCGAUUUCCCAGCAGCUUCCUUCUUCCAGAGAACUGGCAGCUACAGUUCAUUCCAUCAGAGUUCAGAGGUCAACUACCAAAACCUUUUGCAGAGGGACCACUGGCCACACAGAUUAUUCCUACUGACAUGAAUGACCAGAACCUAGAAGAGCCAUCCAGAUAUAUUGACAUCAAUAAAUGUCAUUAUUUGGUGGAUUUGGAUACCAUGACAGAAACACCCCGGGAACCAAAAUAUGCAUCCAAUAAAGAAGAGUGGAUCAGCCUGGCCUAUAGACCAUUCCUUGAUGCUUCUAGGUCUUCAAAGCUGUUUCGGGCAUUCUACAUCCCCUUCCUGUCAGAUCAGUAUACAGUGUAUGUGAACUACACCAUCCUUAAACCUCGGAAAGCAAAGCAAAGUAGGAAGAAGAGUGGAGGUUAGCAACACACUCGUGGCCCCAGUGGACAGCCAUCUUGUUACCUGAUUCCAUUGACCUGACUCCCUCCAUAUCAUCACCUGUAACUUUUGUAAUAAAGUCAUCUGACAGGAACACCGGAAUCCAGGUGCUCUUGGCUAAUCAGUCUGUUUCAAAUUCUAAUUAAAGUUACAUUCAAUUCUUGCCUGUA